AUGGUGGUGGUUGCACCCGCGCAGAGCCCGGCCGCCGGGGCUCCUAAAGUACUGCUUCUGUCCGGCCAGCCCGCUGCUGCCGCCGGAGCCCCGGCUGGCCGGGCUCUGCCGGUCAUGGUGCCGGGCCAGCAAGGGGCCAGCCCGGAGGGGGCGAGCGGGGGGGCUCCCCAGGCGCGCAAGCGACAGCGCCUCACGCACUUGAGCCCCGAAGAGAAGGCGCUGCGGAGGAAACUGAAAAACAGAGUAGCAGCUCAGACUGCCAGAGACCGAAAGAAAGCUCGAAUGACUGAGCUGGAGCAACAAGUGGUAGAUUUGGAAGAAGAGAACCAAAAACUUUUGUUAGAAAAUCAGCUUUUACGAGAGAAAACUCAUGGCCUUGUAGUUGAGAAUCAGGAGUUAAGACAGCGGUUGGGGAUGGAUGCCCUAGUGACUGAUGAGGAAGCAGAGACCAAGGGGAAUGGAGCGGGGCUGGUGGCCGGGUCUGCUGAGUCCGCAGCACUCAGACUACACUCUGAGUCUGAUAUCCUCUUGGGCAUUCUGUUCAACUUGGAUCCAGUCAUGUUCCUCAGAUGUCCUUCCCCAGAGUCUGCCAGCCUGGAGCAGCUCCCAGAAGUGGACCCAGAAGGACCCAGUUCCUUACCAGCCUCCCCUUCUGCAUCCCUGGGGACGUCAUCAGCCAAGCUGGAAGCCAUUAAUGAACUGAUUCGUUUUGACCAUGUAUAUACAAAGCCCCUAGUCUUAGAGAUGCCCUCUGAGACAGAGAGCCAAGCCGAUGUGGUAGUGAAAAUUGAGGAAGCACCUUUCAGCCCCUCAGAGAAAGAUCACCCUGAACUCACUGUCUCAGUGAAGGAAGAACUUGUAGAAGAUGACUUCAUUCCAGAGCUGGGUAUCUCAGAUCUGCUUUCAACCAGCAACUGCCUGAAGCCAUCUUCCUGCCUGCUGGAUGCUUACAGUGACUGUAGCUAUGAGGGUUCCCCUUCUCCCUUGAGCGACAUGUCCUCCCUGCUUGAUGCAGACCAUUCUUGGGAGGACCCUUUUGCCAGUGAACUCUUUCCCCAGCUGAUUAGUGUCUGA
Rangifer tarandus platyrhynchus (Svalbard reindeer) is the source of this 1074-nucleotide messenger RNA. Lineage: Eukaryota; Metazoa; Chordata; Mammalia; Artiodactyla; Cervidae. The record is from the annotation of a GenBank genome assembly.